CUUCCGGUUUGAGAAUUUUAUGAAAAUAUGUUUUAACCCCCCUCUUAUUAAAAAAAGAGGUAGAAUAUUGAGAUAAAACAAGUUGCAUGAUGAAGUACACACAUGAAACUAGCAAAGGAGACCAAAAAAAUAAAAUCAUUAAAAAAAAAAAAAAUUAGGGCACCUGUCACCUUAAAUUUAUUUUGUAAGUUCAUUACUUUCCCUCUUUUAAUUUUUUCCUCACAGGUUGACCUGUCAAAGACAAAGAACAUUGUGACUGACAAUGUAGUGACAAGUCUCCUUCAGCAUUACAGGCCCUAUGUUGUUCAUCUCAACAUCAAAGGAUGCAAAAUGCUCACCAAACCAAGCUUCAAAGCCAUUGGUCAAUGUCGUAACUUGCAGGAUUUAAACUUAUCAGAAUGUCCAGGACUGAAUGAUGAUACUAUGAAGUAUGUAGCCGAAGGUUGUUCUGUCUUACUUUAUCUCAAUGUCUCCUUCACCAACAUCACAGAUGCUACACUGAGAUUAUUAGCCAGGUGCUGCAGCAACCUACAGUACUUGAGCCUUGCAUAUUGCAAACGUUACAGUGACAAAGGGCUUCAAUAUCUUGGGACUGGCAAAGGAGGAAGGAGAUUAGUCUAUCUUGAUAUGUCAGGGUGUCCUCAGGUAACCGUGAAUGGCUAUAAGAAUAUAUCAGGCGGGUGCCCGAAGCUGCAGCAUCUUAUUAUCAAUGAUUGCUUCACUCUGAGAGAUGACAUGAUUAUUGCGGUGGCAGGCAACUGUCCUAACAUCCGCAGCAUUUCCUUCCUCUACACGCCCAACAUCACAGACGGGGCUCUGAAAGCAUUUGCUGUUCAUCGAAAGCUACAACAGAUUAGAAUUGAAGGGAACUGUAAAAUAACAGAUGCCUCCUUCAAGCAGCUUGGUAAAUACUGUGCUGAUUUGAGACACAUCUAUGUGAGUGAUUGCCCAAGGAUUACUGACGCUGCGCUGAAAUCUCUAGCUACAUGCAGAAACAUCAAUGUCCUCAAUGUGGCGGAUUGUAUCAGGAUUAGUGAUAAUGGUGUGAGGAAUCUUGUUGAAGGUCCUUCUGGUCCUAAACUGAGAGAGAUGAACCUAACAAACUGUGUCAGGGUCACUGAUGUUUCUAUCAUGAAGAUCACACAGAAAUGCUACAGCCUAGUGUAUGGUUCAUUUUGCUUCAGUGAGCACAUCACUGAUGCUGGGGCCGAGAUGUUGGGAAACAUGCCUGCUCUCUCAUCUCUAGACAUCUCAGGGUGCAAUAUCACAGACACGGGUCUUGGUGCAUUAGGUAACUGCUAUCACCUGCGUGAUGUCGUCCUAUCAGAGUGCCAUCAGAUCACAGAUCUAGGCAUCCAGAAGUUCGCGCAGCAGUGUAGAGAUCUGGAUCGACUGGACAUCUCUCACUGUCUGCAGCUCACUGAUCAGGCCAUCAAGAAUCUGGCGUUUUGCUGUCGCAAGCUCUCCUUUCUCAACAUUGCAGGUUGUGGUCAGUUAAGUGACAUGAGUAUCCGGUACAUAUCGGGUGUUUGCCACUACCUCCAGACUUUAGAUUUCUCUGGUUGUAUCAAAGUAAGCGAUGAUUCGAUGCGUUUCCUUCGGAAAGGUUUAAAGAGACUUCGGUGCCUCAUUAUGCUGUACUGUAAUCUCAUCACAAAGCCAACCAUCAACAAGCUGUCUGCCAAGAUUGACAAGGUUGUUUGGAGCGACGACCCCAUCCCCAAUCACUUUGGGCCUGGCUUUGACUACCUCAACGCUCUCUCCCUCUGCAAAGCUGCCAUGGAAAAGGAAAAAGAAGAAAACGAGGAUAAAGAAGAGAGAAACAAAGAGGAGGAGGAAGAGAAAGACGGUGAAGAUAAGACUUUGGUAGAGCCUAAAUCAAGCGAGACCUUAGAUAGCUCGUCCUCACAUGAGAUGAACAGAGCAACCGUCCUCCUCGCGCAAAACGAUAUUACGCCUGAAAGUUAGCUGGGUGUAACAGGCUUGUGUCCUCACAUUGGGUCAUCGCGUCGGGUCGAGAAAAGCCCCUCUCCUAGAUUCCAGAAAGGUCGGGUCCAGUUUGCCU
Messenger RNA from Lytechinus pictus (painted urchin), 2065 nucleotides. RefSeq names its product F-box and leucine-rich repeat protein 13-like. Gene Ontology annotation, biological process: SCF-dependent proteasomal ubiquitin-dependent protein catabolic process. The record is from RefSeq and is a predicted model, not a curated record. Gene Ontology annotation, molecular function: protein binding. Lineage: Eukaryota; Metazoa; Echinodermata; Echinoidea; Temnopleuroida; Toxopneustidae. Gene Ontology annotation, cellular component: SCF ubiquitin ligase complex. The transcript has 11 exons. The coding region runs from base 103 to 1968 and encodes 621 amino acids.